Messenger RNA from Thlaspi arvense, 417 nucleotides. NCBI's taxonomy places the organism in Eukaryota, Viridiplantae, Streptophyta, Magnoliopsida, Brassicales, Brassicaceae. The record is from the annotation of a GenBank genome assembly.
AUGUCAUUAGGAGGAGACGAUGAAUUUCAAUCUUACUACGAACUCGUCACAGAUCUAAAAUCUCUCCUCGACACAGACGGUAGCCUCUCCUCAAUGGCUUCAUCGUUUCUCCGCUGCUUCUCCACCGCCAAGGAUGCACGCGCUCCGAUCCUCGGCCUCUACUUGCUCUCUCUCACUAAGUUUUGCGAUGACAUAUUUGAGCCGAAGCUGGAAGAGCUCAUUAAUCAGUUGAAGGAAGUUGGAAUACUUGGGAGCCUUGAUUCAGGAGUUGUGCAAGAUGAUCAGAUUAUUUUAGAUCCGAAAAGCAACUUGGGAAUGUUUGUUGGCGGUUGCAUUUUGGCAUUUAACUUUCUAUUGUUCGAGCUUAAGAUCCUAUAUUUCCCUUCUGUUUGCAGCAUGAUCCUGCUUGUCGUGUGA